AAUAAAAUAACCCUAAUUUCUGUCAGAACCUCUGAGCUCUCUCACUCGCUCCUCAGUCGUCUCCAACCUCCGUCUCCAGCCACUAGCCGGCACACUCGCAAACUCACCCUCGUCUUUGAUUUUACUACUCCCAUUCGCUCCUCAGUAAUCUCCCUCUCUCUCUCUGUGUGGCCUGCCUGAGUGCCUGCCUCCGCCUUGCUCUUCCGCCGUGCCACUGACCCGCUGCCUGCCAGUGCAGGCCUCUGCGUCGCUCUUCUGCGGCGCCACUGCCUCUGCUUCCCUGCGAGCGAGUCUGCGACCACUGCCUCUGCGUUGCUCCCUCGCUGCUCUGCCUCGUUGCUCCACUGCAAUCUGCGACGCUGCUUCUGCCUGAAGCCAGAUUUCUCAGACUUUAAGGUAAAUUGAGAACUUCAGAACACCUGGACGGGACUAUAGCAAUGGUUGAAGCAUACACCUCCAGGAACAUGAGGACAUUGUAUUAGGUAGGCAGGAAAAACUAUAGGAAUGCUGUCAUCUACUGCUUCUGCUCAGCUUCCAAGUUGCUGGUACCUCUUUCCCAGUCAUCUUAAUGCCCAUCAUCAUGCCCAGCAAAAGAGAAAACUCACCAGUCUAACACUUGCAAAUGCAGAUAGACAAGUCUACAAUUUGUGUCUUUCUCAGGCCCAGAAAAACAAUAAAGGGCUAGAAAGCAAUUACAGGACUAGAUACAAUUUCAACUUAAUUCAGAAUCACAAAUACCCAUUCUUUCAGCAGCUCUUUCCCUUUGAUGACACAAAAGACACCAAUAAUCAAAAUUCACAAACCCGAAAGGAGAGUCAAUUUGAAGUAGACAAACAUAAAGGAUUCAAGGAAAACAACAUAGCCAGGUCACUUUUCACAGAAAUGUGGUGGGUAGAUAUAAAAGCAGCAAUUGGCCAAAGAAUCAACUUGGAGGGCAUUUUAUGCUCAGCAAUGGUGAUCGUAAAAAGCCCGAAAUUGGCACUGCCUCAUAUUGCUGUUCCAGAUAUAAGGUACAUUGAUUGGGCUGAGCUUCGUAGAAAGGGAUUUAAGGGUGUUGUCUUUGACAAAGAUAAUACUAUUACAGCGCCGUACUCUUUGAUGCCUUGGCCUCCUCUUGAGUCUUCAUUGGAGCGUUGUAAACUGGAGUUUGGUCCUGAUAUUGCUGUAUUUAGUAACUCUGCUGGACUUCAUGAGUAUGACCCUGAUGGUUCUAAAGCUAGAAUGCUUGAGGCUGCAGUUGGAAUUAAAGUCAUUAGACAUAAAGUAAAGAAGCCAUCCGGUACAGCCGAAGAAGUUGAAAAGCAUUUUGGUUGUGAAUCUUCAAAGCUAAUCAUGGUGGGUGAUCGGCCUUUCACUGACAUUGUUUAUGGCAAUCGUAAUGGGUUCCUAACGAUUCUCACAGAGCCUUUGAGUCUUGUUGAUGAGCCAUUUAUUGUUAAGCAGGUGAGGAAGCUGGAGACUACUUUUGUAUCUUAUUGGUGUAGAAGAGGGUUGGAGCCGCCUGUCCAGAAGUUAUUGCCAAAUCCCAUGUCGUGUGUCAAAGAGCCACGCCCUUGAUCGUUUCCUAGGGCAUAGAACACUACCCUGUCCCUUUUGUUUUGUUCUGAAAUAUAUACUGCCCUCCCUACCUUCCAGUAAUGAGUUGUGCAUAAUGCAUGCUCAUCAAUAUUUUGUUUGGUUAUUUAAUUUUUUUAUCCCACCAGACUUGAUUAUGUUAUUCCUUCUCGUUUGCCUUUUAUUUGGUAGGUUCCUUGCGUAGUUUGGUAUAUAUCCUCAAUGGGUAGUAGAAUAAUUAGAAAAUGGGUUUUCAAUAUAAUUAAUAUUUUAUGAUCA
Molecule: messenger RNA, 1833 nt
Organism: Arachis stenosperma
Lineage: Eukaryota; Viridiplantae; Streptophyta; Magnoliopsida; Fabales; Fabaceae
Product: phosphatidylglycerophosphate phosphatase 1, chloroplastic/mitochondrial
Exons: 7
Coding region: 505-1557 (350 amino acids)
Molecular function (GO): phosphatidylglycerophosphatase activity
Source: RefSeq, a predicted model, not a curated record